Messenger RNA from Microbotryum saponariae, 3232 nucleotides. NCBI's taxonomy places the organism in Eukaryota, Fungi, Basidiomycota, Microbotryomycetes, Microbotryales, Microbotryaceae. The record is from the annotation of a GenBank genome assembly.
AUGGAAGCGGUCAACGCCCCGCCCCCGCCCCGUUUGGCCGACGCGAGCACGAGCACGAGCACGACCCCGGCAUUCCCGUCCUCGUCUGCUGCACCGCGACCCUCUUCCUCGUCGGCACGCAACGAAACGCCGACUGAAAUACAGUCAAGCACAAGUGCUGCUCGUCACGCCAGUGCUCGAGCUGUACACGAGGGUACAGCGGGUCACUCCGCAGCCUCCACCGUCGACGUCGCCCCUUCGCAGCCUGCUCCUGGCAAGAUCACACUUCUACAGCGACCGACCAAGGCAGAACAAACCGAGCAACGUUCAACUACUUUGAAUGGGCCGUCAGGGAUGACACGGACAGGCGUCUCGAGUCCUUCAUCCUCCACUUCGAGGUCGACCGCGGAUGUUGCCCAGGCUCAAGCCCUCGGCGAAGGUCAGUCAGCUUCGAACCGGCUAACAACACCGUCGCAGAGGAGGUCGUCUCAGAUGGAGGCGCAGCCACGGUCUACGAAUAGCAAGAUCAACUCCAGACCCGCUUCGGAGGACGGGUAUCUAGACGCAGACGGCUCGAGCGACGGCGGGCCCGAACGACCGAGGACUCCGUCAGCGACCUCGUCCACCUCUGAGCUCGACCCCUCAGAUCCUGCGACAUCUUCAGCCCCACCACUCGAUUCGAGAACACGCGAGCCCACUAUCACCGCCGAAGGUGCAGAUUCGACGUCUGACGAAGGAGCUCCCGUCCUGGACCACGUCCUGCUCUCGGCGUUGCAGCACCCGCGGGACCGUAUCCUCUUACUGCGAGCAGAGGUCGAAAUGGAGCGAUUCGUCUCGCAUCCUUCGUGAGUGUUCUUUCCGAGAAUGCCAGUGCUCUGUUGCAUCUUGGUGCGAAUCAAGGAUGGAGCUAACGCUUUUUUUUCAAACGACUUUCAUCACAGCGCAAGUCGACUCCCGCUCUCGCCUCCUCACUUUCAACCCAACCUCAAUUCGUAUCAGCGAUUGCUCAUUCACCGCCUCGCGGACAUAUUCGGCAUUACCCGUGAAGUCGAAGCCGUCCCGCAGCAGAACUGGGGUCCUCCUGGGGCCCCAGUACCAGGAAUCGUCGUGCUUGUUAAAGGCCCUGCGACCAAACUGUAAGCCCCGUCAAGCUCAUAGCGCUGCAGAUCGAAUAUGAAGACAUAAUGAUCUAACGAGCACCAUUCCUAAAAGGCCCACCUGCAAACUGGCGUCUAUCGUAGCCCCGCCUUCGACGACAGCGACCAGUUCUAUAGCCCCUGCUUUGGUCCAAGCAAUCGUAUUAUCGAACGAGAGCUCGACAUCGACCGCUUGUCAUUCCAGUGAUUCCGAGUCCCCCGCUCGAGGAGGCUCUCCUUCGUCAUCAUGUUCGAAUGUUGCACCGCCGCCUGCUCAGCCUCAGGUGUUCAAGAUCUUGCCUCGGUCGGCGCACAAAGCUGGAUCGACGGCCUCGUCACCGGCCGCGGCAGACGACGACUCAACUGGCCGCGGGAAAGCUCGUAGGGAACUCACACUGGAGGAACGGGAGGCUGCGUACCGUGAAGCUCGUGAGCGCAUCUUUGCCCAACAAGCCGAAACCAAACCUGCAGCUUCGACAUCGACACAACCCGCCUCGAUCGUCGUAGACGCGCCGCCGGGUCUGGCGCGGCCGAGCUCGGCUGGAUCGACGUACUCUCGAGGCAGUGCUGCUGCAUCGAUCUCGGGCAGCCGGGCCGAGUCGACGACGUCGAGCUACCACUCUGGAUACCAUCCGGGCCCUGCCUCCUCUGCGUCGAUAUUCUACCCGAUCCCGUCGUCGUCGUCGUCAUCCUCAUCUCUGCUGUCUCGCUCAAGUUGGGCCCCUUCGCUGAGACCGUCGGCCCCGAGUUUCGACCCCAGCCUUGGAUGGAAUUCACAGGGAUACGAACAUGACCCAUACCAGCAGCCAUACUACUACGGUGGUGGUCCCGGCGCGUCGGCUGGUCUGGCGCCGCCAAAUCAAGUCCACAAUCAACCUCCUAGCCACACGUCCAGUCCCUUGAUGAAUCCCUACGUCCACUCACCUCCUCCUCCACCACUCCCUCAUCCGAACCAUGCGCCGUACCCUCAUCCCACCUUCGCAACAGUUCCACCACCUGAAGCCUAUAGUAGUGGUUCGGCAGCAUCAGCUUGGGCGACACCCCGACCGCCGCAUGCUCUACCUUCACCUUCGCUGUCCACCAGCUCGGGCAGCUCAUACCAGUCGAUGGGUUUGAACAACAAAUUGGCUCCCGGAGGCUCAAACCAGCGACCGGGUCACGACGGCGGUUAUCUGAUGCGGUUCCCCGAAGGAGGGAUCGUACCCUACCAGGGGUCCUCGCUCAAGAGUGGGAGUACCAACAGUUCCCAAGCGUCUCUGAACUCGACUGGCCAAGGCUCAGCGGCGGCUCGACCUUCCGAAACGACAAGAUCGAACGUUGCUUCCCGAAACGGCGAACGGAUGGCUAGUUCGGCGAGCGUGCAGUCGCUCAAUGCAAGGCCUCACAGUUCUGCGGCAUCGGUCGAGAGCUGUAGCAGCGGCAACGGGAAGGCUACAAAGACGCUUCUUCGAGAAGGAACGGUUAAGGGUAAAGGCAAGGAACAAGCGGGUGAAGUGGUCGACACGCCUUCGGACGCUUUGUCGGCAUCGAACUUGAAGAGUUUGCACCCAAGCUUGCCCGUCAAGCCUGAAUGGCCAUCGAAUUCGAACGGCGGGCAUCGCGCUUUGCCCGAUGCGCCUUCGCAAUCUAGUUCGACCGACUUGGCUCCUUCGGCUCAGCCACCUGCGACAAUGCGAGCCGGUCCCAACACAGCCUACACGACCGCGCCACCGCAUGUCCAUCCAGCCUCGUUCCGUCCUCCCCCACCGAACGUGGAGCCUCCUCAGGCCUACGCAGCGGCAUCGAACGGGUAUCAACCCCCCGAGUGGUACUCUACAUACCCCCACGGAUCCACACCACCCUACACAGGCGGUCCAGGUUACCCCUUCUACCCUGAGCAUCGAGGAGGCAUCUUACCCGGCAUCGGAGGGUCUUCCUUUCCCAUCGCUGCCCCGAGCUCAUCCCUCCUCCCGAACAACGAAAUGCGACGACCACCCCCUCGGUCGACGGAGUUGUUCGAUCCUAGUAAGCCUUUGAGUGCUACGAGCAAUGCGGCGGGGACGAGACCUAGUCGUGGGAGGGGGGCGAUGAUCCGUGGAGGUCGACCUGGACAGCCUACGGAAGGAUUGAGGUUGUAG